AUGUUUGUGGGAAAACGGGAACUCCGCUAACGUCAAGUGGGAUUCCGAGUUGGUAAGCAAAACCAAACCAAGCCGAUGCGAUCCGAAGCAAGCCAAAUCCGUAUCCGAAUCCGUGCCCAAAUCCGAAUAUCCGGCACUGGAAGUGGAGCAACUGGAGUGACUGGAAGCGCGGGGGAGCGGGACGGAGUGAUUCACAGCUGCUUGUUGUUGUUGUUCUCGCUCUUUAAUAUCGCAUUUACAGUAUUUAUUGGCUGCUCCUCUUCUGCUCCUUGACUCCCGUUACUUAUCGAUUCCUUGCAGCACACUUUUCUGUUAUAAAUUAGCCGUCUUUUCUUUGUGUACUAUAAAUUAUGCCUACUCUAUUUGUAUCUCGCUCUAACAGCCUUUCCGAAUGUUUGUGUGUGUUUGCGCUUCAAUUGCUCUGCAUUUGUAAUGUUGCCUUUUAUCGUUGUUUUUGAUGCUUCCUACGUGUGUUUGUUGCUUGCAAGCACCUAAUACUUAAAACACUGUGCAAUAAAAUUAAGCUUAAGCAGGCGGUUAUCUUUUGAUUUUCGGUAACGUUGAAGCUGCAUUCGUGAUUUUAGCGUAGCCAAACUUGCAGCAACAGUAGCAGAUACAUAGACACUGCAGCGCGCACACAUACAAGCACACGCGGGAAAUCAGAACCUGAACCAGAAAUCGCACACUAACGCACGGGGAUGUGGGGCGCGGGGCACGGGGCGGAGAAGCACUGUGGGGGGCGGCGAGGCGGAGCAAAAGAGACAGUGAGAGCGAGAGACAGAGUGAGAGAGACGGGAAAUGCUGGAGCGCGGGCGGAGCGGAAUGCAAUGUUUGUGUGACGUCUUCUUCUUGCCACUUACAACGAUCAGCUGUUCCACCGAUUGACACAACUUGUUGAAUAAUCGGUGGUUGUCGGCGGCCAAAGCUAUCAGCUUAUCGAUAUAAGCUUACUGCAAAAUAUUGUUUGAUUAUUAGAAAAAGUAAAGCACACAGCCUACCUAGUUUUUCCAUUUUAAAAACCGCUCAAUUUAUCACACCGAUAAAAACUACUUCAAUUCGAAAGCUAUCGAUUCGAAGGACUUUCGAUUCGAAGGCGCCAUACGCAUUUUGUGCCCUCCGCAUCCAUGCUGCCGUUUGUCCAGGAGAAUGUGCCGGAAAUGCUGCUCCAGCCGGCCCGGUUGGCCUUCUGCGCCAAUCUGCCAGCCGUGGGCCGGCCGCGGGAUGACCCCACCACAUUGGUUCUGGCGAGGAACCUAAAGUUCUACGAAUUCCGACGGAAGGAUCUGGUGCACUACAUUGAUUUGAAGGGCACGAAACUUCAGCAUAUAGCCAGCCAACUGGAGGGCUACGACGGUCCGGUGUGUCCCUUUCUGCCUAAUCGGGAACCCACCGAUGGGAAGCUGGACUGGAGCAUGCUAGAUCCACCUGAGGAUUUGCCACUGAAAUUCGGCAAGUUUGUGUGGCAGCGGGAGGGGAUUUACGUGCUGAUUCAGUGCUGGAAGCACCUUAUCGUCCUUCGAAGGCCCAAGGACCACGGGGCCAACUUCGAGCUGGUGGCGGAUCACAGGGAUGUGGUUGAGUACCAGAUGGUCGAAGGUCCCAUUCCCUACCAGGCCGUUGUGGAACUGGUGUUCGGAAAUGGCAAGCGACAGCGUUGCGAUUUCCAGGAGGAUUUCUUGGAUGAGGAGCCGAGCACGUCCAAAAAUGCCGGCUUGCCCACGCAGGAUUUCGAGAGCCUAGUGCAGGAGGUGAACCGCCUUCAAGCCGAGCUGAACAGCCUGCGAAUCCAAAACCAAAAGGACUUUGCCCACGUCCAGGACCUUCUAUACUUCGGCUCGCCGGCCGAGCGUUCGCUGCUCCUUGAGGAGAAGCAGCCGCUCCGACGACUCGGCGAUGUAUGGACUCGGAUCUGCGGCGAUUAUUUCGUUUGUGGCACUCUGCUGGUCAACAUGACUGGCACCAAUCGCCUUACCAUAGUCAAGGAGCUGUACCCCAUUGUUGCAAUAGAACCACACACCGACUUUAGCGUGGAGCACCGCCUGUACGAGCUGCCACUGCAGGCAGAUGGCAAACCACCCGAGGACUACGACCAGCUGGCGCAGUUUUGGGCCUGCCAGGACCAGCAUAGCAGGCGGCUCAAAUGGCGACCGGCGGAGAAGGAAAGACUACUGCCGCCGGAACGAUCUGCCGCGAUGGUGGUGCGCCUGCGUCUGGUCGAUCUCCUCGAGGCGGAGCAACUCAUAUUGAUGGCGAUGUACGAGGUUGGCGAGGAUGCAUCCCCUAGGCAAAUCCAUCUCAUUACUUUCGAUGUGAAGAAACUGUUGGCCAAAACGGAGUCGUUGAUACCCACUUUUUCACCCGGCACGCUGCAUCAAGACUUUUUGGCCGUGAUUAUGACGCACACGGCACGUUGCUCCUUGAAAUUGGAGUUCCAAUCGGCUCAGGAUUGCGCGUCAUUUGAGCAGCUUCUGGUCUCCAAGCUGCAGUUUGAGUUGAUACAAGUCCAGGAGGCAGAAAAGGAGCCGACUUCCGACUUGCUGGACGACAGUGGUCCUGGCUCAGCAUUUCACUCUUCCAAUACCGCCGCCGAUCCUGUCCAGCGUAUUUUCUACAAUCGCCAGCAACAGUCGCAGUGGUGUGACAUCUUGCUUCUUCGUGAUGAUCCCGGAAAGCAUUGGCAUGUGUACGCCAAAACGGACGAUCGGUUGCGUUUGUUCCAGCAUCGCCUAACGAGCGAUCUCCUCCAGCUGCACUGCAAUCUCAAUGUGCUAGAGUUCGCUGAGCACAUCCUGUCGCCUGCCGACCUGGAGAUGGAGUUGCUGAACAGUCUGUACGAGGAGGUAGACGCCUGGAAGGUUUUGAGUGAGCCGGCAGACAGUGUGGAGCAGCGCCGGAAGCAGCUGACGCAACUUCACAAGGCACAAAUGGCCAGCGAUGUGUUGGCUUCUAUGAUAGUUACCGAUGAUGAUCCACAAUAGGUUUUCAUCUCUUCAAAGAUGUUUAGGCAUGUUCACAUUGUGUUUAAUGUAAUGUUUAUUUGUAAAAAACAAUAGGUUUUAUUGCAUUCUUGUCAGAGUUGUAAAUCUACAAAUUAAAGCAUUAAUGCGAAUGUUAAAGCACAUGUGAAUAGAAAAAGGGUAUAAUAAACUCGUGUCAUUGUGUCUGAAGUACA
Molecule: messenger RNA, 3172 nt
Organism: Drosophila yakuba
Lineage: Eukaryota; Metazoa; Arthropoda; Insecta; Diptera; Drosophilidae
Exons: 3
Coding region: 1125-2978 (617 amino acids)
Source: RefSeq, a predicted model, not a curated record